CCCAACCGUUCCUCGCGGGACUCUUCCAUUUUAGAUUCCUCGAGGGAGAGACUUGGAGAGAGAAAAAGAAGCCGCCAUUUUGAAGACAGCCGCCUUCUGGCUCCUGAAAGAUUCUGACUGCUCUUUUUUUUUUCGGGGAGAAGGAAAGGCAAAUACAAGGGGAAGGGGAAAAGGAGAGGCUGCUAUUCACGGAUAUAAUAUAAUCUCCCCCUUCAUAGACUCAUUUUGGUUCAGUCCGCGCAACAGAAGAGCGAGCAGCCGGGGCAGCGACUGCGCAUGCGCAAAGUCAGCUGGAGAGCGCAUGAGGCUCAGAUCCCUCCAAAGGUUUUAAAGUAGGGACCUCCAUCUCUCCUGGACCUGCCGCACAUCAUGGUGACCGAGAAGGAAGUCGAGAUGAUCGGCCGGACUCUGGUGGAUUCCCAGAGACCUCUGACGGACCGUUUCCGGGCGCUUUUCACCCUCCGAAACCUGGGGGGCCCUGCGGCCAUUGAGUGGAUCAGCAAGACCUUUGCGGACGACUCGGCUCUCCUCAAGCACGAACUCGCUUAUUGCCUCGGACAGAUGCAGGACGAGAGAGCCAUCCCCGUUCUCGUUGAGGUCCUCCAAGACGUCCGUCAGGAACCCAUGGUCCGCCACGAAGCAGGAGAGGCUUUGGGAGCUAUUGGGAACCCCAAAGUCCUGGACAUCUUGAAGCAAUAUGCUGACGAUCCUGUCAUUGAGGUGGCGGAGACGUGCCAGUUGGCCGUAAAGAGGAUAGAUUGGCUCCAGGAGAACAAGGACAAACCUGUCACAGGGCCUUACUGUUCUGUGGACCCGGCGCCUCCAGCUGAGGAGGUCAACGUGGGGAAACUAAGGCAAGUUUUACUGGACGAGUCACGACCGCUAUUUGAGCGCUACCGGGCCAUGUUUGCACUUCGGAACCUGGGAGGAGAAGCUGCUGUCUUGGCCUUGGCUGAUGGCCUGCAGUGUGGCAGUGCCCUCUUCCGCCAUGAAAUCGCUUAUGUCUUAGGCCAGAUGCAGCACGAAGCCGGUGUCCCACAGCUAACGGCGUCUUUGGAGAGCGCUGCUGAGAACCCCAUGGUACGCCACGAAUGUGCCGAAGCAUUGGGCUCCAUUGCCAAGGCGUCUUGCUUGGCCACCUUGCAGACUUAUGCCCAGGACAAGGAGCGGGUGGUCCGCGAGAGCUGCGAAGUCGCCUUGGACAUGUACGACUAUGAGAACGGGACGGAUUUCCAGUAUGCCGACGGACUGAGCAAACUGAAGACCUCAAACUGAAGGCAGGCGGGGGUGGGUUUCCCCCCUGCUGUCUUACUUCUUCUCCUGCUCCUACAUCUGUUUUGUGCUCAGUAAUCCAAACAGAACCGGGAGCAGUAGGGAAAAUCACUGCGGUCUUAAGUUAUUACCUUUCUCUUGGUGGAGGAGUCAGAGGCAAGAUAUCUAUUGCUCAAGAACUUUGUGGUGUAUUGGUGAUGGUACUGCAGCUCUAGUGGGGGAUUCUGGAUGUUGCAGUCCAGGGUGGUCACUUUUCCAGACACUCAAGGAACAUGGCAAUAGGGAUCUCAUCUGUCCCCACCACAACUACUUCUUGCCCAUGGUGGCACACAGUGUCUCAGAAACAUCCUCUCUCCAUUUCUGAGCAAGUCACAUGUAAGUCGUGGAUCCUCUUAGGCCAAACAGUUGCAUUCCCCCAUCACACCUCAAAUUUUCCAACCUUUCUUCCACUCCAUUGACUUGCCUCUGUACCAUUUGCCUGUUUGUUUGUUUCCAGAACAAAAUAUACUAGACCUUUAGACAUCUCAUUCUCGUAGUUCCUCUGGGACAUUAUUAUUGCAAAGAAAACAAGCAGUUUUUUACGCUGGAGAUGAGGGUGAUGGGAAAUAAAAGCUGACUCUCCUAA
Sceloporus undulatus (fence lizard) is the source of this 1897-nucleotide messenger RNA. RefSeq names its product deoxyhypusine hydroxylase (gene DOHH). Bases 370 to 1275 code for a protein of 301 amino acids. Gene Ontology annotation, biological process: peptidyl-hypusine biosynthetic process. Gene Ontology annotation, molecular function: deoxyhypusine monooxygenase activity. The transcript has 5 exons. Lineage: Eukaryota; Metazoa; Chordata; Lepidosauria; Squamata; Phrynosomatidae. The record is from RefSeq and is a predicted model, not a curated record.